Molecule: messenger RNA, 2643 nt
Organism: Dromaius novaehollandiae (emu)
Lineage: Eukaryota; Metazoa; Chordata; Aves; Casuariiformes; Dromaiidae
Gene: FBXO2
Product: F-box protein 2
Exons: 6
Coding region: 453-1196 (247 amino acids)
Biological process (GO): SCF-dependent proteasomal ubiquitin-dependent protein catabolic process; glycoprotein catabolic process
Cellular component (GO): SCF ubiquitin ligase complex; cytoplasm
Molecular function (GO): ubiquitin protein ligase activity; protein binding
Source: RefSeq, a predicted model, not a curated record
CCCCCGCCCCGCCGAGCCAGACCUCCUGGCCCCGGCCGCGGGCAGGGGUCCGGCCACCUGGGAACGCCGUGCGCCUGGGGGCCUCCUCCCACAGCUCCCGCAGGGAGGGAGGGAGCCUCGCGGGGCACGGCAGCACCGCCGGCCCCUGCGUUCACCCCCGGCAGGACGGCGGGGACCACCGAGGCGGCGGACGCGCCCUCCCGACGCUCAGCCAGCAGCUCAGCAGCGGGGCCGGGACCCCCCCGCAUCCGCGGGGCAGCGCUGCGGCCGUGCCGGCGCUGACACAGGAGCCAAUAGGCACGGGCAGCGGGGCGGCGGGGGCGGGACGCCGCCCUUUAUGAGGGCCGCCCGCCGUGCCCGCGCUCCCCUCCGGCUCGGCUCCCGGCCUGCGACGAACCUGCGGCUGCCCGCGAAGCGGCACCCAAGAAAGCUCCAUCCAGCCUGGCCCAAAGAUGGAGUCCCUCCCUGAAGCAGUCCUGAUCAGGAUCCUGGCCUCCAUACCUGCAGCGGACUUGGUGCUGGUGUGCCGCCUGGUCUGCUGCCAGUGGAAGAACCUGGUGGAUGGAGCUGCACUUUGGAUCCUCAAGUGCCAGCAAGAAGGCCUCACUGGAGCAGAGUCACAAGAGAGUGCAGAGAAUUGGCAAAACUUCUACUUCCUGAGUAAAAAAAAGAGGAAUCUCAUCAAGAACCCAUGUGGUGAAGAAGACUUACAGUACUGGGGAGAGGUGGAGAAUGGAGGUGAUGGCUGGAAAAUUGAAGAGCUCCCUGGGGACUUUGGGAAAGAAUUUCCUAGUGAAGAAGUCCAUAAAUACUUUGUUACAUCCUAUGAGUGGUGCCGGAAGUCUCAGGUCAUUGAUCUUAGGGCUGAGGGCUACUGGGAAGAGCUGAUGGACACAACCCAGCCUAAAGUUGUAGUGAAGGACUGGUAUGCAGGACGCAGUGAUGCUGGCUGCCUUUAUGAGCUUUGCGUGAAGCUGCUCUCAGAGAACGAGGAUGUGCUGGCCGAGUACAAGAGUGAAACUAUUGCCAUCCCACAGGACAAUGACGCUGACUGGACUGAGAUCUCCCACACCUUUUCCAGCUAUGGGCCUGGGGUACGCUUUGUCCGCUUUGAACAUGGUGGCCAGGACACGCUGUUCUGGAAAGGAUGGUAUGGCGUACGUGUUACCAACAGCAGUGUGACAGUGGAGCCGUAGCCAUGCUGAACUGGGUCCUGCUCGCUAGAGUCAGCUUCCCCCAGGACAUCCCAUGGGCUUUGGAUGGUUUCUGCAUGGUGCUGCUUCCAGGCCGUAAAGCAUAUUACUUGUGUGAAUGUGUGCGCCAAAUGCAGGGGGUGACCAGUCUUUCUUCAAGGGGAGUACGCAAAGAAUGGAAAGAGAUUCAUGAGUGCACAUUAGACUGAGCUUCGCCAUUUGCACUGAUGUUCUGUCAGACACGGGAUCACCUAGAAAUCCUGCAGACCUUACUUCUUUGGGCAGGUAUCACCUCAGCCAUUCAGCCACUAUCCCUAACACCCAGCCAGAGCUAGGCACUCCCUUGUCUGCUUCCUAGACUUGGACACUAUUAACUAUGAGGAGACUUUGGGCUUAUUUCCAGAAGUUAAAGAAAGAAGAAAACAGGAAAAUACAGUCCUUGAGUCUCAGAACUGAACCAGAAGACCCAGAGCCCUGUACCCUCUCUGCCCAACUGCUUCCAUGACCUAUAGUGAGCAUCCUAGCUUCUCCUAUCUAUUAACUGUGGAUGCCAUUGCCUGCCUCACACAAGCUGUAGCUUGUCUGCCAAGUGCUGUUCUGGGUUCCUGUUUUAGUAUUUAGUGGUGAUAAUGCAAAGCAACAAGGAUUGGACCUUUGUCUCUUACACUGCUCCCAACAUUCAUUUGUUAGGAAAACUUAGGAACUGAAAGGACUCUGGUAUCCACCUCAGGGCUUCAUUUGGCACUCAAACAGAGGGCAACUGAGAAUACUACCCUGGAAAGAGACAAAAGAUCUUAGGGAAAUAGGUGAGCAAAUUGGGGAAAGGGCCCAGGGACAAAUAAAAACAAGUUCAUUUACCCCUUCCUGCCCUCUGCAUACUGCACACAAGCACCCUUGGUCAAAUCCAGCAUGGCUCUCUGCAGACAGGAGAUUGCUGCAACAUUCUCCAUACAAAAAGCUGCUGUUCAGCUCCACUUGAUCUCAGUUGCCCCUGACUAGUUAACAGUGUUUGCAAAAAGUACACAUCUGCCUUUGCUCUGUAUGCUCACCAACAAGACAGCACAUCAUACAUACUCCCACUAGCACUUCUUGAUACCACUUAGGGCUGUGAGCCACCAUGCUGAACAGAGAUACCUAAGCUUCCCUGAGCCAUGUCCAUCCCCUCCAGUCAGUCCUCUCGGGACAGCAGGGCUGAUGUUCCCUAAAGAUGCGUGUUUCCAUUUUUGUCUGAACUGCCAGGGCAGAGUAUAUACUUGAAUGCCACUUUGCAUCAAAGUGCACCAUUACAAAUGCAACAUUAGCCAAAGGUGAGAGCUUCUGAGGUGGUCACUUCAUACAUGCUCGCUUCAUCAGGCUUUCUGCAAACUGCAUGCCUAGGGCACUGGCCUUCCAAACUACAACCAUGCCAAGCCAGAGUCCAGGUGAAUACAAUAAAUGACAGUUGUGUGGA